This is a messenger RNA of Sinocyclocheilus anshuiensis, 5576 nucleotides long. Its product is annotated as putative Polycomb group protein ASXL1. Gene Ontology annotation, biological process: positive regulation of transcription by RNA polymerase II; animal organ morphogenesis. The transcript has 14 exons. Gene Ontology annotation, molecular function: chromatin binding; peroxisome proliferator activated receptor binding; DNA binding. NCBI's taxonomy places the organism in Eukaryota, Metazoa, Chordata, Actinopteri, Cypriniformes, Cyprinidae. Gene Ontology annotation, cellular component: PR-DUB complex. Bases 474 to 5399 code for a protein of 1641 amino acids. The record is from RefSeq and is a predicted model, not a curated record.
AGAUGCGUCAGAUGAGCCGCGGCUGUAGGAGCGACUGAAGAAGAGGGGGAUGGGGAGAAUUGUUUUUGUGUUGCAUUCCUGCAGUGUGUUUGACCUUUGACCUCAUUGUUGUGUUCUCCUCGUCGUGCAUUCCAACCCGAGGAUUUCCUGCAGUAUGCCAAAGGCUGCUGGGGCUCGCCUGUUCUUCGCCCUGUCUCUGUUUACCUCCGUUUAACCAGCGAGACGUUACAAAAAAAACUCUCUGGAACGCCGCUGCUGCAACAACCGACAGAUUUUUUGGCAAGCCGUUCUACGGAAACGCGUGCGUGUCUGAACAGAGCGACUACGCUAGUAACGUUACUUGGGGCGAAAGGGUAUUAUCAAAGACCGUUUGGUGCUGCAACUAGCCUAGCACGCUAGCGGGCUUGCCGUAUAUCACGCACACGUUUCAUAUCCGCUGCAGAAAUCCGCACCCGCGCGACAACGCUGAGGAAAUGAAGGACAAACAGAAGAGAAAGAAGGAGCGCACAUGGGCCGAGGCAGCUCGUAUGGUUCUGGAGAACUUUUCUGAUGCCCCAAUGACACCCAAACAGAUUCUGCAUGUCAUCCAAACAAAGGGGCUCAAAGAAAUGAGAAGUGGCACAGCUCCACUAGCCUGCCUGGUUACCAUGCUUCACUCUCAGGUCAGAGGAGACAGAGUGAAGAACAGUAUUUUCUUCAAGCUUCCUGGAAGGAUGAGUUUGUUUACCCUAAAGAAAAAUGCACUUCAGUGGACAAAGAGCCCGACUGCAAAUGAGUCUGGAGAUGGGACUGGCACUCCAACAGCAUCCACCACAUCAACAGUUGAAGGAGCAGAGCAGGAGAGUUGUGACUCCACAGAGACGGCUGCUGCUAGUGGUGAAAAUGAUGCUUCUGUGGAUGAGACUUCCUCCAGUGCCUCUUGCUCCACAGAACCACAGACAAGACUCAGUCGCUCCUCACAGUCAGGGAGACAGAGGAAGCAAGCUGUGAUGAUGCCCCGUGUAGUGCUCACUCCUCUCAAGGUCAACGGUGAACACGUCCCAUCAGGAGCAGCGGGGAGGCGCAGGGAAGGCUCUAGGGGGGGUCCAGGCCCCACUCUCCGUACCCGCUCCGAGCUGGGCUGGAAACGCACCCAGCACUUCAAGAGCAUACGUGGUCUUCGUUCAGGUCCCAUGAAAAGGAAUCGAGGGGGAGUGGAGGUGGAUUUUGAGACUCCAGGCUCCAUCCUAGUCAACACCAACAUUCGUGCUCUCAUCAACACACGCACAUUUGCUGCUUUUCCUCCUUACUCCCAGCAGCAACUACUCCAGCUUUUACCAGAGGUGGACAGACAGGUUGGCCCUGAUGGCCUUGCUCGACUAAGCAGCUCGGCCCUCAAUAAUGAAUUCUUCACUCAUGCAUCCCAGAGCUGGAAAGAGCGUCUAGCUGAGGGUGAGUUCACGCAUGAGAUGCAGGUUCGCUUCAGGCAAGAGAUGGAAAAGGAGAAGAAAGUAGAAGCAUGGAAGGAGAAAUUCUUUGAGGAGUACCAUGGCCAAAGGUCUGGGUUGACGAGAGAAGAGGCAUUAAAGCUCACAAUGAGUGAUGCUGGAGAUGUUGCCAGUGCAGUUCUUGACUCUGAUUCUGCUACAGUGGCUACACCCAAGAGGCGAAGUGUUGGAAGAAGACGGAGGGAAGGCCGUAUCAGACGGCGUUCACGGGCUGACCUCAGACGCAGAGCUCGGCGAACACUUUGCAAAACUACAACGGUAGCUGUACCUUCAGCAGAGACAACAGAAAGCACUGCAACUCCAGAUGUUGAACCAUCAGUUGCAUCACCAGUCCCAGAAGCGACAGCAGUUCAGAGAGAGGUUGUCCUUCAAACAGACCUCGGACUGGAAGCUCCAGAAGAAAACCUUUCUGAAGAGGCAGUUUCCUCUCCAGCUCCUGCACCCACACCUCCUCCAGCUUCUACAAGCUCAACCUGCGAUGAACCAGAAGCCUCCACACGCCUGUUGUCUGAAGUACCUGAACCAGCUGUUGCAUCCACUUCCUCUCCUUCCUCAUCCUCCUCUUCAACAUCAUCAUCAUCAUCAUCAUCAUCGCCCUCUUCUUCUCCCUCUUCUGCCUCAGAGAGACAGACUUUUGCUGCAAGCUCAGAUUCCUCUUCUUCCUCUUCCUCCUCCACUGCUGCUGUUGCCACCGACCCGCUGGAUGAUGGGGCAUCGGUCAUUACCACUGGUACAGCGGGCACUGGUGCAAGCAGCCGAGAGAGCAGCCCCGCUGCUAGUCCUGCCACAGCAAGUCCAGCAAUUCAGCUCAAGGAGCAGAAGAGAAGACCAGAUGAGUCCCAGGCCUUCACCAGCUUUCCCGAGAAAAGGGCGCGGCUGGAUGAGCGUCAGUCCUUUCGUAACACAGUUGACUGUGUGCACUCAGAAAAGCCACAACCUACAACAGAGGAGCCCAAGGUCCCGCCAAUCCGGAUACAGCUCUCCCGGAUCAAACCGCCCUGGGUCAAGGGGCCGCCAACGUACCAAAUCUGUCCCCGCAUCGUCCCCCCCAAUGAAGGGUCACGGCGCUCUGGGACAGGGGCGCGCACCCUGGCGGACAUCAAGGCCCGGGGUGGUACUGGGAUACCGGAUCGCUCCAGCGGGAGGCGUUCAAGAGAGCACCCAGGUCCCGUUGAACCUGGAGGAGGAGGAGGAGGAGGAAGAGUUGAUUUGGAGGAGCAGGAAUCGCCUGCGAGCUCUCAUUCGUCUGGAGCACAACUACAGCCGUCCAGUGUAGACUCAACAGACAGGCCUCAAACCUCCACCCCACUUACCGAACCAUCUCCUUCCUCUGUGUCUUCAAACCCAUCUCUACCACCAUCAGAGUCUCCGAAAACACUCACGCUAUCGCCACCUGCAACUGACAGCCCUGCUUCCCAGGAUCAGGUGGAGGAGAUUUGUGGAGUGGAAGAGGUGACUGCCUGCCCAAGUGAUAACGCCUCAGAGCAGACCUUAGACACCCCAGUGCCUACGCCAAGUGAACCAGAGUCUUUUUUCAGUCAUCAAGAGGGGAGAGGUGAGGAGGCAGAGUCCAGUGAGAGCAGAACAACUACCCCUGUUUGCACCUCAGCAUCUAAUGAUGCCAUUUCUUUAGUGCCCACCUCUAUACCAGACUCGCUGCCAAGAUUUGGUGCCCAGGGUGUGGAUGUCAUUAGGACCUUGGCAGCAGCUUCUCAAUCCUGGGAAGGUGAAAAGAAUGGUGGUGAGCAUCACCCAGGGACAACUGGAGUUAUCCAGCAUGGCUCAGACUUGAAAAUGCCCAAAGAGACACUUGUUACAGCCCGAAAUGGAUGGGUAGAAAGUAGUGAAGAGCAUUCCAUGAGAGAGGAGAUGCUACAAGAGCAUAGGAAUGGAGGAAGUGAUGCUGAUGGCAAAUAUGAAUCAGCCUCUCUGCAUUGUCUACCAAGUAAUGCUGGCGAGGAAGACACUGGAGCACACAGUGAUUCUACGGAGACAGCAUCUGACUUUGAAAAUGAAACUCAAGAGGAUGAAACACUGGACUGGCAUGGAACCCAAAUGGAUAGUAACGGCAUGCAAGCUCAGAAUACAAAGUCGCGGAAUCAACCUGUCAUUCAGACCUCAAGUCGACUCACUUCAAUGUUGAAUCCUCCUCAGCACCAGCAACCAGUCAUACAAGCCCAUAUAUCUAACCCCAACCAUACUCAAACUGUCAUUCAGGCUCGCUUCCCUAAUGGUGUGCCAAACCAGCCCAUCAUUCAUACCCACAAGCAGCAUCCAAUUCAUAGCCAUGCUAUAAACCAUGCUCAGAACCAGAUUGCCACUGCGCCCUCACAAGCCCAAGUGCAAGCUUACCUGACACAGGCAGAGAGGGACCAAAGUAGAAAUCUACGACUGAAUGAUAAUGGCAAUGGAGUGAAGCUGUUUGUCUCAACAGAGGAUGACACCAAACCUCUCGGCAGAGGUCCUGGAGGAGAUUUUGCUUUAAAGAAUUCUGCAGUUCCUCCCAUUGGCAGAAGAGUCCAAGGUUCAUCUCGACCAGUUUCCUCUGUAGAGGCCAACAACCCUCUUGUCACCCAACUUCUUCAAGGCAGCCUACCCUUAGAGAAGGUCUUACCCCAGCCUCACUCAGUCAGCAAGCUGGAAAUUAAUCAACUUCCAGGUGCCCCUGCCGGUAACUCGACCAGUCGCCAACCUCCAAGAAAUCUGGGACCCCGUUUUAGAGGCCCGUCUGAGUCAGGAGGACCUAUAGAAACUGGUGGAUCUGACUUCCAGCACAAAGCCCCAUCCGCCCGAGUGUCUCCAGGACCUGGUCGGAACUUUGGUUCUUCACCACCGGGUUCUACUCCAUCUCGAAUGGCAUGCUUGUUUGAGGAAGCUAGCCCAAGAUCCGCAAAUGUUCAGUUCACUUCUCAACAACCCGGAGGUGCAGUGCCCCCUGGAGCAGUACCUGUCAUAACAUCCCUCCCUUCAAACUCCUCUGCUAGAAUCUCAAUGGAUGUGAACUCUCAGAAUGCUCCAGUUUAUGAAUCGGCUGUCAUUAAAGAGCACCCUGGACCUCUUCCUCCAAGGGGUGAAACUCCGGAGAGGACAGCUGGCUUUCAACAGUAUCCUAACAAUCUCUCCCAGUCUGUGUGCAGAACCACACCUGAUGCUCCCUCACCUCCACAUGGUGACCUUUGUCCAUCAGAGGUUGUUCCUACUGUUAAGAUUAACUGGCGCCCGAGCAAACCCCAACCACCUCAGCAUCAGACAUAUCAGCAACAGCUUUCUCCUGUAGCUACAGUAAAGAAUGAAGUCUCCUCACGCCCUUCGUGCCAACAAGCUCUGACCAAAAACUCAGCUGCUCCAAACAGUGGCAAUACUUCUAUUGUAAUAUCCAAAAAGGAGCCUCUGGACAAUUUUCAUGGAGGUGGUGGAGCUAUGGAAGGACUGCUAAAUAUGGAAAUGUCUCUUGUUAGAAUGGCCAAGAAGGAACAAGUCAAAAAUCCAUAUGCCCGCCAAGCAGACACCUCCACUUCUCCUGUCUCCUCCUCCCUUUCCUCAUCGGCCUCCAGUCUCCCUUACCAGCUAUAUGGCAAGCUACCAAAACUACAACAGAGCGGGGGCAACGGAGGGUCCUCAUCCAGCUUCAGUUACACAGCUAAUGUGUCCGUGGUGGACGGAAACGGGUUCUCCCGCAGUUUAGCCGAUGGUGUGCUGCAGCUAAGGCCACGUGUGAGCGUCAACAACAGUGGAGGCCAGAAUGCUACACUUAGCAUUCAGGCAUUCGCGGACAGCGCUGCAGAAGAAGUGGCUCUCAAGUGUUCCUGCCGACUUAAGGCUAUGAUCAUGUGCCAGGGCUGUGGUGCUUUCUGCCAUGACGAUUGCAUUGGCCCCUCAAAACUGUGUGUGUCAUGUCUGGUUGUCAGAUAGUUUGUUGCAGCUCCUCCAAACUGAGCCGGUUGGUCAGAGCAAAUGCUUUGACCUCUCCAGAAAAUUCUAGCCCUUUGCCUGUGGUUGGAUACCACUGGAAGUCUUGGACUCUUUUGAACAAAGAAUGAGGCAGGACACUGCAUUGUUCAAAUGGGACCCGGGUUUUUUUUUUUUUUU